AUGAGCAGGGCAGGUCGAGCUCAUAAAAAUGCUUCUCCUGUCGAUAUUCAGAAGAGUGAAUUAGAAAAGCUACUGAAUAAUCCAGAAAAGGCCAUAAAAGCCAUCAAUGGGAUUAAAAUUGUGAAAACUGGUGAUGUCACGGGUGAAACUGUGAGAAACAAGGAUCAACUGGCUGUCGUUAGUUCAAUAUCGGCAGCAGGAUCUGGCGAUUUCCAUCUCUAUAAAAAUACAAAACGACGAGAACUGGAUAAACAGGGGGAGGAGGAGAGGUUGAUCCAGAAGAAACAGGAUGAUGAGGAAUUCGAGAGAAAGAGAAAGGAAGCAGAACAACGGGAUAAUGCCAGAACACAGAAAAAUCGCGAAAGGAGAAAAAAGAGGAGGCUGAAGGAAAAUAGGCAAGAUUCUGCUGGUCCCUCAGCUACCAAUGGGAGUCAUUCCACUGAAACUCCUUUGCAGAAGAACCAUGAGAACCACAAGAAGAGCCCUCGACCCCAAAAGGACAGUGACCAAGUUCUUGUAAUUGAGUCCGAUCUCUAG
Molecule: messenger RNA, 537 nt
Organism: Sugiyamaella lignohabitans
Lineage: Eukaryota; Fungi; Ascomycota; Dipodascomycetes; Dipodascales; Trichomonascaceae
Exons: 1
Coding region: 1-537 (178 amino acids)
Biological process (GO): negative regulation of protein kinase activity
Cellular component (GO): nucleolus
Molecular function (GO): protein kinase inhibitor activity; protein kinase binding; double-stranded RNA binding
Source: RefSeq, a predicted model, not a curated record